AUGUAUGUGAAAUGGUUUGAUACAGGAAUGUUAUACUAUGUGAUUUUAGUGAUUUUAGUGAAUGUCACUUUUUGUCAUUUUCAAAUUUCCCGCCGUUCCGUCCCCCGUACGUCCCGACGCUCGCAGGGACCGGAACCCGGAAGACAGAUGCUGGCAUCCGCCGGAUUACAUUGCCAGGGACACUGCAGGAGGGACAUCGCGGGAGCGCAGGACAAGGUAAGUGAUCGAGGGAUCGCAGAGCAGCGCCACAUGGUAUUCCCAAGUAUAGCUCGGGGUUACCGCUUGUGCUACACUCGGGAAUACCGCCAAGGAGGU
Messenger RNA from Staurois parvus, 315 nucleotides. Lineage: Eukaryota; Metazoa; Chordata; Amphibia; Anura; Ranidae. The record is from the annotation of a GenBank genome assembly.